Molecule: messenger RNA, 1087 nt
Organism: Jaminaea rosea
Lineage: Eukaryota; Fungi; Basidiomycota; Exobasidiomycetes; Microstromatales
Exons: 4
Coding region: 176-970 (264 amino acids)
Source: RefSeq, a predicted model, not a curated record
UGUCUUGAUGACAAGCUAGCCUGGUCCCGAUUCUCCGCUCCUCCUCCUAUCUUACCUUACUGCCACCCAGCAUCAACAUCAGGACUCGUCGUCUUGGCUGCCACUUCAGCAACAGCAUCGUCCCCUCCCCUCCAAGCGUCUUGCUCCCUCCCCGCGCGCACCCUAGCAUCGUCGAAUGGCUCCUCCCUCGUCAUCCUCCACUGCCAAGUCGGCUGCACUCGAUGAGCAUUGCUACUACUGCUUUGAGGUGAUCAAUGCCUCACUCAAGCGAACAGGAAGCGAUCUUGUUGUGCCCUUCGAGGAUCAAGGAAGCGAGUAUCCCCUCUUCAUCACUUGGAACAUCUAUCCAUCUUCAACAUUGGGCAAGCUCGUCAAGAGUACUCCAAGAUUGCGAGGCUGUAUUGGGUGCUUUGAGCCUCUUCCCAUCGUCGAAGGCCUAGCAGACUAUGCCAAGACUAGCGCGUUCAAGGAUCGCCGCUUCUCGCCCAUCACGGAGUCGGAGCUGCCUCGACUAGAGUGCGGAGUCUCCCUCCUCACCGACUUCGAGGAAUGCCAGGACUACCUCGACUGGGAGGUCGGCACACACGGCAUCUACAUCCACCUGCCCAACCCUCAACUAGCAUCGCAGACCGACGGAGGCCUGGGUCUGGCAAACGACGGCACUCCUUCCUCCUCGUCUGCCUCCUCCUCAGGCUCCUCAACGCCCGCAGCUUCUGCUCCUCGCAAAUGGCUCAGGAGCAGCGGCUCAGAGCGACCCUUCCUCACAGCCACCUAUCUGCCCGAUGUCAUGCCUGCUCAAGGGUGGACCAAGGUAGAGGCAAUCGACUCUGCGAUUCGCAAGGCAGGGUGGGAUGGUAGGAUCACAGAGUCGACUAGGAAGAGCCUAAGGGUCAGGCGAUACCAGAGCGCCAAGUGUACCAGGACGUACGAUGAAUGGAUGGAAUGGCGCAGCGGCGCCGAGCGGGCAUAGGCGUGGGCGUAGGCGUGAAGCAGCAAGCAGCUAUGUAUGAUCCGUCACUCAUCACUCCGUUUGCAGUCUCUUCUUCCUCUUCACACGAUGACACGAAUAGAACACACAUUCUCCUCU